AUGACGGAUCUGAAAAUAUUAUACCGUAACGAAGACUUCGUCGUAGUGGACAAGCCUGUCGAUAUUGCGAUAAACGCAUGGGACGACGAGAAACACCCAGUCACAGUCGCUUCGAUACUCAAGGGGAUCAUACCGGAAUGCGCGGAUCCCUCGGUGAAAUACAAUUUCCGCUUCGUUCACCGUCUCGAUUUCAGCACCUCGGGGACCUUGUGCAUAGCUCUCAACAAAAAAGCAGCUUCGGAUCUCACGAAGUCUUUCGAAUCCCGUCAUAUCGAUAAAACGUAUAUAGCCUUACUGAUGGGACGCUUAGAUAAAGAAGUCACGGUCGAAAAGCCAAUCGGGCAACAUCGACGGAAGCCGCACAAAAUGGUACCGAAUACAGAUCCGAAUUGUGUCGAACAAACGGUGCGUGACGCGAAGACGCAGUUCACACCCGUCCGCUACGGAUUCUUCUUGGACACUCCGGUAACGAAAGUACAAAUUAAACUGUUCACCGGAAGGCGACAUCAGAUCCGCGUGCACGCCUUGACGCUCGGCCAUCCGAUUUUCGGUGAUUACACGUAUACCGGUGCCGAAGAGCACGCUAGGAUGUAUCUGCAUGCGAAAAAACUGCGUAUUCCGUAUAGAGGAGACACGGUAGAAGUCGAAAGCCCAAUCGACUUCGAUCUCGACACCGUUCUCGAAGUUUAUUCGUGA
This is a messenger RNA of Galendromus occidentalis (western predatory mite), 696 nucleotides long. RefSeq names its product RNA pseudouridylate synthase domain-containing protein 1-like. Bases 1 to 696 code for a protein of 231 amino acids. The record is from RefSeq and is a predicted model, not a curated record. Gene Ontology annotation, biological process: enzyme-directed rRNA pseudouridine synthesis. The transcript has a single exon. Gene Ontology annotation, molecular function: RNA binding; pseudouridine synthase activity. NCBI's taxonomy places the organism in Eukaryota, Metazoa, Arthropoda, Arachnida, Mesostigmata, Phytoseiidae.